AUGCGACGUCGUGCCACGCUAACUACACAUGAAAAACGAAGUCUUGACGAGGAUGAGGAAGCUUGGGGUAUCGAUGGACGGGAUAGGCAUUCUGUUAUUGUGCCAAGCCAUACCACCCAAUCGGAACUUUCUGGAUUAUUCCCAAACUCGGUUUAUAUUGUUGAGAUUCAUGCCUCCGUCGACUCCAGCGAAGGUGAAUUACAUGGUGAAAAAGGCAUCAUAUUUGUGAGAACCCUCAAUGCCACUACGUCAGAGAUUGUCAGCGAUCCCCCUAUUGAUGAAACUGGCUUCGAUCUAGCUAUACCGACAACUUCCAGUGAGGAAGAGGAAGAGAACACGGAUGAUAAUGUAGAUAUUCAGACUCCAUUCUUUGAUGGGGAACUUCAGGUUGGGUUUUUAUAAAU
Messenger RNA from Strongylus vulgaris, 404 nucleotides. Lineage: Eukaryota; Metazoa; Nematoda; Chromadorea; Rhabditida; Strongylidae. The record is from the annotation of a GenBank genome assembly.